GCUAAAUUAAUUAAACAAACAAACCGAACGAUGAGAGCUUGUGGCUGAAAGUCUUUGUUGAAGAUGUGCUACCAAAAUCAAGCAGUUGCAGCGACGAGAGCAAAACAGUGAUUUCCACCAUUUUCUUCAAGUCAGUGUCGCCAUCAACUUCUUCUAUGUUCAUCGCCCAUGACUACAUUCAUUUCUCCGCGUUAUUGAUGUUAAUUUGAAAUCGAAAACCCUAAUUCCCAAAAUAAAAGUUUGAUAUUCAAUCUCUUUCUUUAAACAACGAUAUGUCAACAAGAUUGAGUGGCUGUUUCACAGACGCAAUCCCACUUGAAGCCCCUACUUCGACCUCUGGAUAUUCAAUUUCUAAUAGGAAUUCAGAAGGUGGUGGAUUAUUUCUUGAUAACAAUACUCUUCCUCAUUAUCUAAUCAAUACCCAUCACUCCUCGACUCGCCGUAGACAUGAUAUUGGUGUUUUCCGGCAAAAAAAUUGGGUUUCCAGAGGUGGGUUCUUGUCAGUUAGUUUAUCAGUUAAGGGAGGUAGCGAUGGCAUUGAUAGAAAUUCCACUACCCAGUUAAUGGCAGAGGCGGUGGGCGCCGGCGAUGGUGUGGUGGAGGAGGAGAGUAAGAAGAAGGUUAUUAUAAGAUUAAGGGGAAAACCUGCUGCUAUGAACACUACAAAGCAUUUGUGGGCUGGGGCCGUUGCUGCCAUGGUUUCAAGAACAUUUGUUGCGCCACUAGAAAGACUAAAGCUGGAAUACAUGCUUCGUGGUGAACAGAAGAAUCUUUUUGAGCUAAUUAAAUCAAUCGCUUCUUCUCAAGGCUUAAAAGGAUUUUGGAAGGGAAACUUCGUUAACAUUCUUCGCACAGCUCCAUUUAAAGCCCUGAAUUUUUGCGCAUACGAUUCCUAUAGAAAGCAACUUCUCCGGUUAACCGGAAAUCAAGAAACAACAAAUUUUGAAAGACUCUUUGCCGGCGCUGGCGCCGGCAUGACUGCUAGCAUUCUUUGCUUACCACUCGACACUAUUCGAACCAAGUUAGUGGCGCCUGGAGGCGAAUCAUUGGGAGGUGUGAUCGGAGCUUUUCGCCACAUCAUUCAAACAGAAGGAUUCUUUUCUCUUUAUAAAGGAUUGGUUCCUUCAAUCUUAAGUAUGGCGCCUUCAAGCGCUGUGUUUUAUGGAGUUUAUGACAUAUUGAAAUCAGCAUAUCUGAAUUCCCCUGAAGGAAAGCAAAGAAUCAAGUAUAUGAAGCAGCAAGGAGAUGAAUUGAACAUUUUGGAACAAUUAGAGUUAGGCCCAAUGAGAACUUUAUUACAUGGUGCCAUUUCUGGUGCUUGUGCUGAGGUGGCAACUUACCCUUUUGAAGUUGUGAGAAGGCAGUUACAGUUGCAAGUUAGAGCAAAUAAAAUGAGUGCAUUAGCAACGUGUGUAAAGAUUGUUGAAAAUGGAGGCGUUUCAGCUCUUUAUGCAGGACUUAUUCCUAGUUUACUUCAGGUAUUACCUUCGGCUGCAAUAAGCUACUUUGUUUAUGAGUUCAUGAAGCUUGUGUUGAAGGUGGAGUAAGUUACCAUGUUCUUGAUUGUAAUUCUUACAUAAAGAAAAUUGUUGAUUGCUUUAAAAUGAUUAUUGAUUGGAGAACAUGUUGGUGAUGAAAUCAGAAUUGAAAUCGGUUUGUUUUUUGAUGAUUUUCUGCUUCAAUUUGGAGAGGGAAGUAGUUGGUUGUUCCAUUGGUGUUUGAUGAACUCAUAUGCGCCAGUAUCUUUAUUUAUUAUACAAUAGAUUAGUUACGUUGAU
Messenger RNA from Lactuca virosa, 1778 nucleotides. The record is from the annotation of a GenBank genome assembly. Lineage: Eukaryota; Viridiplantae; Streptophyta; Magnoliopsida; Asterales; Asteraceae.